Molecule: messenger RNA, 1555 nt
Organism: Paramuricea clavata
Lineage: Eukaryota; Metazoa; Cnidaria; Anthozoa; Malacalcyonacea; Plexauridae
Source: the annotation of a GenBank genome assembly
AUGUUCGACGACGAUGUUUUCCCAUUUCAAACGACGACACCGAUUGAGAGGUUACCAGAAGAUCCAUGGUAUAUGCGUCUACUUUCCGAGUGGUGCGACGCUUGGGAAAAUGUUCGUGAUUUGUGGCGGACACGAGAUUGUUGGAGCAAGUUAUAUGCAAUCGUAUCCUUCGUCUGUUUACCUUUACGCGCUAUUAGAAGAGCUUCGUCACAUCACAAUAAUAUCACAAUCCCCGAUCAUGCAUCCAUGUGUUACCUAUUCCUGUUGAUGUGUUAUACGUUUGUAUUGAACUUGAUAGAAUUGGGUGAGUCAAACAAAAGACGAGAUACUUUUGUUGCUAGUUGCAUGGCCUUAGCUAUCCCUGCGAUGCUUUACGUCUGCUUAUUUACAAAAGAUCGAGUUCGCCACGACCCUUGCCAUAAUGCGCCAAUGCGAAUUUUUUUCCGUGGCGGACUGUACAUUUUGGGUUUUGCGAGCAUAAUGAACAGCGUUUGUCUUGCAAUUGACGAAUGGAGUUGCCAGCCUUCAAAGAAUGAAUUUGAUAACAAGACUGCGGCAACUGUACAAUUUGUAAAAGCGUUGUUUGUCGUUACGGAAACACUGUUUCUGGGUUACUUCCAUAAAGCAUGUUUUCCGGUGGACACUGCAUUUCUGCAGAUUUCUCUCGCACAUAUUUUGGGCACUAACUUGGCGCUUUGGUUUUGGACACUUUGCGAGGAAGCGAAACCUCGACAUACGGAAUGCAAAACAGCGCCGAAAUUAGGUUGGGACCGCUAUCAGAAAUACUUCUACCCUGUUUUUAUCGAAUAUCUAUUCCUUGGAUUGGCCAUACUCUAUCAGCUGUGGAUCAAUUUAAGGCACGGGGAGGAAAUGCUUUGCCGCUUCUGCAAGAAUUGCAAGAGGUGUCUGUACUGUAGUCAAACUCCUAUCCCUGAAGAGGAAAAUAAUGAUCAAAUUGCCUCACUUCGACAACGGUAUAUAUAUACCUCGCUGCGGCUUUGGGGUUAUGCUUGGAACAAUUUAUGCCGUAGUGUUUUUUGUCCUCGUAUUGUUGGCAAACUCUGACGCUAGUAAUAAUAACGAUAAUAAUAAUAACAAAACGGGGGUAAAUGGUACAAACAUAGUCAUAAUCAAUUAUGAUAAACAUGGCCCCUUUAUACAUUAUUGCUAUGGAUCAUUCUUGAUGUACUUAUCCAUGACGUCUGCGUGCUAUAUUAUUCUUGCUUCACUUAGUUCAUCAACCAAUCUACAGCGAAUCCGUUCCAUUGAUUACGACGAUGCCUUGUUGUAUAUUUCGCUGAUGGGAAUACUGCUUAUCGAAGGAUUUCACGCUGUGAGCAAGAUAAUUGCUGGAAGAUCAUACUUUUAUCUCCUGGCUCUUGAUAUUAGCGGCACUGUGCAGCAUUUAACCCAAGCUGUCACACUCAUGAGCUUAAGUCGUACAACAAGUGGUCCUCGGAAUAGAGCUUGGAUAUGUGAGUGUAUUCUAUUUUUGCUCUUAACCAAUCUUGCGUGGUGGGUUCAAAACUCGUUUUAUUUGGAACCUAUACAUUGA